Molecule: messenger RNA, 1086 nt
Organism: Panicum hallii
Lineage: Eukaryota; Viridiplantae; Streptophyta; Magnoliopsida; Poales; Poaceae
Product: tropinone reductase homolog At5g06060-like
Exons: 2
Coding region: 31-951 (306 amino acids)
Molecular function (GO): oxidoreductase activity
Source: RefSeq, a predicted model, not a curated record
CGGUGGGAUUGCCUCCAUCAUGCGCACUUGAUGACCGCUCACGAAUGCGAUAUAUACCCGCCGGGACCGCGACUGCCCUGGAGACAACGAUCCAUUCAUCUUCUGCGGCCUCAGACCGUAGCUAUGGCGGCGAGCGGCCGGAGCAGGGAGGAGCGGUGGAGCCUGGCCGGCAAGACGGCGCUCGUCACCGGAGGAAGCAAGGGGAUCGGGCGCGCGAUCGUGGAGGAGCUCGCGGGGUUCGGGGUGCGCGUCCACACCUGCGCCCGCGGCGACGCCGACCUGCAGGAGUGCCUGCGCCGGUGGGGCGCGGACGGCCGCCUCGCGCGCGUCACGGGGACCGCCUGCGACGUCGCGGCGCGCGCCGACCGGGAGCGCCUCGUGGCCGCGGCGCGGGAGGAGCUGGGCGGCCGCCUGGACAUCCUCGUCAACAACGCCGGGCAGACCAUGUUCCGGCCCGCCACGGAGACCACGGCGGAGGACUACGCGCGCCUCAUGGCCACCAACCUCGACUCCUGCUUCCACCUCGCGCAGCUCGCGCACCCGCUCCUCGUCGCCGCGGCGUCAGGCGGCGGCGAGGCCAGCAGCGUGGUCAACGUCUCCUCCAUCGCGGGGUUCGUCUCCUACCCGGCGCUGUCCGUGUACUCGGCCACCAAGGCCGCAAUGAACCAGCUAACCCGGAGCCUCGCCGUUGAGUGGGCCAACGACAACGUGCGCGUCAACUGCGUCGCGCCGGGUGGCGUCCGGACCGACAUCGCCAGCAGCAGCGGCCUGAAGCUGGACCCGGAGGUGGCGCGGAAGAUGGGCGAGGCGGAGAUGGCGCGGGCCCCCCUGCGCCGCAUCGGCGAGCCGGAGGACAUCGCGUCGAUUGUCGCUUUCCUCUGCAUGCCCGCUGCCUCCUACAUCACCGGGCAGGUCAUCUGCGCCGACGGUGGCCGCACCAUUGCCGCCUAGUAGGCCUUUCUAGCUGUUAGCUGCGUCGCCGGCGCUUGAAUUGGCUAGCAUGAUUAAACUCCUCGUCUCGUACUUUCAUUUUCUAAUAAUAAAUUAAUUAUUAUGGCCGGGUUCAGUCAAACCGUUUUUCGAUCU